Molecule: messenger RNA, 1406 nt
Organism: Erigeron canadensis
Lineage: Eukaryota; Viridiplantae; Streptophyta; Magnoliopsida; Asterales; Asteraceae
Product: 3-oxoacyl-[acyl-carrier-protein] reductase FabG
Exons: 4
Coding region: 55-867 (270 amino acids)
Source: RefSeq, a predicted model, not a curated record
UUAUAAAUUUCCUCAAAAUUAAAUAUAUUCAAGUAACUCAAAUUUAUCAUUUCGAUGGCAGUAAAGAAGGUUUUACUAACUGUAAAUGGCGAUGAAGUUUCUAAAAACAUCGGUUAUCAUUUAGCUAAACGAGGUUGCAGGUUGGUGUUGGGUGGAGAUGAAAAAGUUGUUAAGAGUGUGGCUGAUUGGAUAAAAAAUGAAUUAAAAGAUGUAAAGAUUGAAAUAGUUGGAUUAGAUAUGGAAGAAGAGAGAGAAGUUGUUUUCGAUGAAGCUGUUGAGAAAUCAUGGAAUCUUUUGGGCCAAGUUGAUGCUUUUGUUAAUUGUUACGCUUAUGAAGUGUCUUGUUUUCGUACAACAGGAAAGAUGCAAGAUAUGCUGCAAAUGUCUGAAGUUGAGUUCAAAAAGACAGUUAGAAUAAACUUUAUGGCUGCUUGGUAUUUGAUGAAAGCAGUUGCAAAAAGAAUGAGAGAUAACAAAACAGGAGGAUCCAUUGUAUUUAUGACCUCAAUACUUGGUGCCGAGAGAGGAAUAUAUCCAGGAGCAGCUGCAUAUGGUGCUUGUCUCGGUGGUAUUCAUCAAUUAGUCCGGACAUCAGCUCUGGACAUCGGCAAACACCAGAUCAGGGUUAAUGCAAUUGCCCGUGGGCUGCAUAUAGAUGAUGAAUUUCCAGUUUCAGUGGGCAAGGAAAGGGCACAAAACAUGGUCAAGGAUGCCGCCCCACUGAACAGAUGGCUAGAUCCAAAAAAUGACCUGGCUUCAACCGUGCUUUAUUUGGUAAGUGAUGACUCUCGAUACAUGACUGGAACCACAAUCUUUGUGGAUGGUGCCCAGUCUGUGGUAAGGCCCCGCAUGCGUUCUUUCAUGUGAAAGUCCAAAAUGUGCCACAUAUGUGUUGGUGCACUUUCAUGUGUUUUUGCAUUUAGAUAAUAAUUAUUGGUAUAAGUUUGAACAAACUUAUAAGUUUGAUCACUCAAACUUAUAAGUUUAAACGAACUUAUACUCGAACUUAUAAGUUUGAAUAGGCACCUUAAGAUUAAGGUUAAUCAUCAGUUUUCGUUUUGUAUUAGUAGAGCUCGAGUAUUAGUAUUUCGACAUCUACUAAAUUAAUACAAGGCUCCCGCCAUUAAUAUCUUGUAUUCGUGUUCUUAUUUAUUGUUGAUUUUGAUGUUUGAGGAUUCCACACUUAAACAUCAUUGUAAACCUCGAAGAUCCGUGUGGUUAGGGGAUUACAAUAUGUUUGGUGUUGUAAGUUAUGGUAGAAUUGGUGUAAUAAUUGUGGUUGGGUUUUGGAUUUCAUUAGACCUGAUGACUGAAUAUAUUUUUGUAAACGACUAAACGUUGAUUUCUUGGAUGACAUGAAAUGAGAUUGCGUUGAGUGCUGCUGCCCUAGCUGCAGUUUUAUGUCA